UUGUUUCAAGCUUUUAGAAAACAUCUUGAGAAAAUAUAUCUUGGAGAGCAAUGUUUCCUGGAUUUCUCUCAACAAGGUUGAAGAUUGAGCACUGUUAAAAUCACUGAUGUCCAUAGAUCUGGCCUCCAGCUCUGCCUUGUAGACUUGCCGUGUUAAAUCUUCAAAAACCUAGUCAUCCGCAAAGAAAAAUGUAAUAAUGGUGAAUUAUAGUGAUCAAUAGCAAUCACACUAACUUUCCCGAUCAAGUAUCAACUGGACCUUACGUUGUGACAAUGGUUCGAAAUCGUUCCUGACCAGCCGUAUCCCAUAGAUGGAGUUUGUGUCUACAUCCAUCCAGGCACAAUUCAAAUUAUUAUGAUGACAUCUCGUGACACAAACCUUGAUGUUUUGCUUCUGUGAAUUGUAGUAACAGACUACUUUUGCCGACAGCUGAUAAAAUGCAGAGCCACAGUUAAUUUCACAUGGGUAAUGGUGUUAGUAAUGGUGCUAAUGAUGAAUCGUUAUGAAUUUUAAUGAUUAGCGCUUUUGGCCCUGAUGAUCUUAGACAAAAAACUGGACUACUAUGGUGACCUUUUCUGAUCUAAUGGUCAUUCUGGACUGUGAGAACUAUGAAGCCACUCAAGAGAAUGAUAGCAGUCCUGUAUUAGUUGUACAUGGUAUGUUAGGGUCGAAAAAAAACUGGCACACAUUUUGCAAGUCUUGCAAUGAGAAAACUGGCAAGCAGAUUAUUGCUGUUGAUUGCCGAAACCAUGGUCAAAGUCCCAGAAGUGAUCACAUGUCUUAUCCAGUAAUGGCUGGUGAUAUUGCAGAGACUUUCCAAGAAAUGAUGAUUUCUAAAUGCAUUCUUAUUGGUCAUAGUAUGGGGGGGAAAGUGGUCAUGGAAUCUGCGCUGAGCAUGCCCAAUAUCAUUGAAAAGUUAAUAUUAGUUGAUAUAACUCCCAUUUCUGCUUCUACAAAAUUGGGAACUGUUAGUGUGGUUCCUAUGGUGUUAUCAGCGAUGACCAACCUGGAUUUAUCCAAAGUUAAAAACAGACAGGAUGCAGAUAAAAUGUUGGCAGAAACAAUACCAUUUGAUGGUCUCCGAGCGUGGGCUCUUACAAAUUUGUACAAAGAUGACAAAGGACAGUUUCAAUGGCAACAUAAUCUCAACAAUAUACAAGACAAUGUUGAUUCACUUUUCUCUGGGGUAGCUUUAAAUGAGAGAGAGCCGUACAUGGGGGAAACUCUGUUUGUUGGAGGAGGAGAGUCUGAUGUUCUGAGAAAUGUUGAUAUGAAUGAAAUGAGAAAAAUGUUCCCAAAUGCGAGACUUGAAAUGAUUCCUGGUGCUGGACAUUUUGUACACACUGACAAACCAAAAGAGUUCCUGGAAAUUGUUAGGGAUUUUCUUGGAUGAAUUACUGGAAUUAAAAUGGAUCUUUAAGCUUUUCCGUUUGUUCCUUUGGUUUUGCAAGGACAUUUUUUGUUAUCCCAAUGAACACCUGGAAAGUAGAACUGUAGAAAAUAUCUAUGUUUCUUUCAUAGCCACACAAUGGUUGUUAGUGAAGACCUUCAUGAAUGCAACUUACAGAUUCUACAUUAAUGUUAUCCUUGGCACUAGUUUCAAAUAUUUU
Molecule: messenger RNA, 1610 nt
Organism: Dendronephthya gigantea
Lineage: Eukaryota; Metazoa; Cnidaria; Anthozoa; Malacalcyonacea; Nephtheidae
Product: protein ABHD11-like
Exons: 10
Coding region: 563-1393 (276 amino acids)
Cellular component (GO): mitochondrion
Molecular function (GO): catalytic activity
Source: RefSeq, a predicted model, not a curated record